GCCCCGCCUCGGGGCCGGGUAGCGGCGGCCGAGGGGCGCCGUUAGCUGCCGGGCUCGCCCCGCGGGCGGCGGCCGCCCGCUCCGCAGCGGGCCGCGCCGGGCCCGGAGCUCUCGGCGCGUCCCUCCAUGGAGCAGCAGCUCCCGGCCGGCCGGCGGCCCCGGCUGGUGUCCUCGCUGGGGCUGGGGCAGCGCUGCUGGGAGGUCACCUUAGACCAGGAGCGGGGGCUGCUGGCCUGGCGCCACCCGCUGCGGGGCGGAGAAAACUAUUUUGUACCAACCUCUGAGAUCAUUGCUGUAGAAGAAACUGAACUGAACAGGAAACAGCGUAACACUGGCAAAUGGCAAAAGUUGGCAAAGCCACAUGCUUUCACAGUGUAUUACGUGAAAAAAGCCCGAAAUCACCGCUGGUGGUGCAGAGAUGUGACGUUUUGGUGCGUUGAUGAGAACUUGUGUAACCAGUGGACGCAGGCACUGAAGGAAUUACUUGAAAUGCAGAAGUGUAGACCAAAGCAGUUGCUUGUGUAUAUUAAUCCAUACGGAGGAAAACGACAAGGGAAGAGGAUUUAUGAACAGAAGGUUGCUCCACUCUUCAGUCUGGCUUCUAUCUCCACUGAUGUUGUUAUAACUGAACAUGCUAACCAUGCUAAGGACAACUUAUUUGAAGUUAAUAUUAACAAAUAUGAUGGUGUUGUUUGUGUUGGUGGGGACGGCAUGUUCAGUGAAGUGAUGCAUGGUCUCAUUGGAAGAAUGCAGAAGGACUCUGGCAUAGACCAAAAUAAUCCCAAAGCACCGUUAGUCCAAUGCAAUAUAAGGAUUGGCAUAAUCCCUGCUGGAUCAACAGAUUGCGUAUGCUAUUCAACUGUUGGCAUUUCAGAUCCGGUAACAUCAGCUCUUCAUAUUAUUGUAGGUGAUAGCCAGCCUCUGGAUGUCUCCUCUGUGCAUCAUAACAAUACAUUUUUGAAGUACUCUGUAUCAUUGUUGGGUUACGGUUUUUAUGGAGACAUAUUAAAAGAUAGUGAAAAGAAACGGUGGAUGGGUCCAAUGAGAUACGACUAUUCAGGCUUCAAGACUUUUCUUUCUCAUCAUUACUAUGAAGGAACGAUUUCUUUUCAACCAGCAAAACACACACUGGGAUCUCCACGAGAUAAAGAUAGCUGCAGAACAGGAUGUUACAUUUGCAAGGAAAGUGAGCAACAACUGGCAGAACAGCAGAAGAAAUGUGGAUUAAAACAUGAAGAAGAUGAAGAAGAAUGGAAGGUUAUUAAAGGGAAAUUUCUAGCCAUCAAUGCAGUAAAUAUGAGCUGCGCCUGUCCACGCAGUCCAAAAGGUCUUUCACCAGCAGCUCAUCUGGCAGAUGGUUCAGCUGACCUCAUUCUAGUUCGUAAAUGCUCCAGAUUUGAUUUUCUACGGCAUCUUGUCAGAAAUACAAACCAAGAUGACCAGUUUGACUUCUCAUUUGUAGAUGUUUAUCGGGUGAAGAGUUUUCAAUUUACAUCAAAGCUUUCAGAAGACAAUGGAAGCAAUGUUACAGACAUAGGAAAGAAACGUUUUGGCCAGUUCUGUAGAGAUCACCCAGCCUGUUGCUGCAAUAUUGCUGACAGCACUUGGAACUGUGAUGGAGAAACUCUGGAUAGUUCAGCAAUUGAAGUGAGGGUUCACUGCCAGUUAAUGAAACUGUUUGCAAGGGGAAUCGAGGAAAACUGUAAAGAUGAAGCUGCCUACAGCCACAGUAGCAUUGAACACUUACUAUAGACACUGUUCCUCCAAUGGGGAGAAGAAAAAAUAAAAGCUCAAGGAAAUUGAGUAUAUAUGCAUUUUAGUCAAAUUGACAAGUAUUUUAAAAUUUUAGAUUUUUUUUUGAUGGCUUCAGUAUAAUUUUAGACAUUUUAUUUCACUGUGUAUUUUUUUUAACAUUCUAAUCAUUAAAAUAUGUCUUGAAGUAAUGUAAUUUAUGUUAGAUUGGCAUAUAUGUAUGUAUUCACAAUGACUGAUAAAUACUCUGUGCUUUUCUAGAGAGCUAAUUUAGCAGCUGUGUUGCAAUAAUAUUUAAAUAUUAUAAAACAUUGAACUCUUUAUUGCCAUCAAACCAAGAUAUCAGGACAAGAUGUUUUCAGAGUCUGAGAAGAUGUUUUCUGCUGGGAGUGUUAUGUAGUUGCAUGUGGCUUAAAUGCUGGACAACACUGUUGUCGUUCGCAUUUUUUUUUAUUUUUUUUAGUAAAAUCUUUCAUUUUCUAAUUCUGACAAUACCUUGCAACUUAUCAAUGCAAUUCAAACACACAUUCCUGGCUUUAAGUAAUAACAAUAACAAUUUAGAAAUAUUUUGAAAACUAAAAGUACAUCUGUAUAUAGAUCAUACCUUCUCUUAUGUAAUCUAUUUAUAAAUGCUUCCUUGCAUGCUGCUUUUUGGGUUUAUAAAGGGUUUUAUGACUGUUCGGAUGAUACCAAAUACCACACACUGCAACUGAAAUGUCUUAUCAGCAACUGGUAGGGAUACAUAAUGAUACCACGAAGGCACAGGCAAGGGAAGAUAUAAAUAUCUUAUAAAACACCAGCAAAUUUUACAUUUCUAAAAAUAACUAAAAUUAACAUAUGAAAAGCUUCCCUUUUCAGUUUUCAAUUCUUUGGAGAUUCUACUAGAUACAUUAAAAUCUCUUAGCAAAAUAAGAUGUUGGAAUGUUAAGAUUGAAGAUACGAUUCAAUGAUUGAAUGUUUUUAAGUAAUAUUUUUAUUUAACUAAAUAGGAAACAAUUUGUGUUGUGAAGUCAAGGGAAGAAACUGGUAUAUGAUAAAUCACAAAUCACUGUGCUGACUUGUUUUUACAGCAAAUACAUAAGACUAUCAUGUACAGCUAUGGAGUGAUUAUUUGUGUAUGAAUUUGUGUAUUGUGGCACACACACAUACAGUGUGCAGGCUUGGUGCUGAAUUUUGCUCUUCUCAUACAGGUUUAUUCCUGUUUGAGGAUCAGAAGCUAGCCCCUGCUUUCUUCUGUAAACCUUACUGCAUCUCAGAUUUGUGUGUGUGUCUGAACAGCUAAUGACUCCCUCUAUUCAUGUGUAUCUAUUGGCACUUCUGUCAUUCAGCGAUUAUUAGUUUCAGUCUCCUGUGUAUUUGCUCUGUGUGAGCCAUGGUGAUCGGUUGGUUUAUUACUGAAACACUUGAAAUUUGUUUUAAGUGGCUGUUUUUUUUCUAUUGAAACAUUCCAGUUGUGUAAUAAAAUGUUGUGCUAUAUUGUUGCUAUAAAGUAUUAUUCAUACUGUUGUGUUCAUACUGUAUGACAAAAAAACACUUGCAAAUGAUAAUUGCUCAAAGUACAGUCAUACAAAGUUUAGGAUCUGUUUCUUAUUAUAUAGUGUUUCAGGGAGAUACUUGAAAACUUUUCCAAAAGUAGUACUGUACUUUCUUCAGUGAUGCAAUGAGUUGAAAAGUUGAUUCAUCCAAUGUUUUUCAGACAUUUGUUAUGUAUACUGUAUUUUAAAGCCAUUUUUAGUAAGUGAAAUAGUACUGUUGAACCAAGAACCCUGUUGAAAAAUGGAAUUAUACAGUCAUACAAAUGCAGAUAUCUUCUGAAAGUGUCAUUUGUGUAAAAAGUUUUAGUUAGAUUGAUCUAUCCAUGAAUAUUGUGAAAAAACUGAGAUCUCAAAUUACUGUAAUUCUUGGGCAGGAUAUGACAGUGUACACUCAGCUCACCAACAGACGAGGACUUUUAUGAAGCAUUACAGCUAUCCAGAUCACUUUCUUAUUUAUGAGAACAGAAGUAAAUACUAACCAGCUCUUUCCAUUAUUUUUCUAGCAAGUCAUGAGACUCCUAACUCAAAGAACGGUGGAUUAGUUACAUUGUGAAUGUAUACUGAAGUGCUCUGAGUACUUUUAAUAUCUGAAACUGUGCACUUGGUAUUUCCAAAAAAAAGCCCACAGUUAAGGCCCCCAUUCUGAGAAAUGAGCUACCAGAAAAGAAGGGAAAACAGAUCAUUCAGUCGUAUGGUAAUGAAGUGUAAAGUAAAUACUAAAGGUGUUGCAGCAUAAUAAAAUAAAAUCUCUUAGAAAAUAGAAAAGCUACAUAGCUGCAUUUGAAUAAUUAUGCUUGUAGCAUAUUAUACUAGGAAAGCAUCAUAGUUGUUGUAUGAAAUGUCCAGUGUAUUUUAAGAAGAGAGCUGUAUAAGUAACGUCUGCGUUCGUUUUAAUUCUAGUAUUUUUUUGUUUUGUUUUGUUUUUCCUCUGAAUGUAGUCUCAGUAUGAAAAUCAUUUAUAGGAAAACCAAGUUCGAUUUCCUUUUUUAUUUCCCAAUCUUGCUGGCUUCAAGAUUAGAAAAUGUGUUCUGUUUUAUGAGGCUAAGGGAAUUCAUUUAAAAAAAUAAAUAAAUUAUGUUGUACAGCA
Messenger RNA from Cygnus atratus (black swan), 4374 nucleotides. RefSeq names its product ceramide kinase (gene CERK). Bases 127 to 1752 code for a protein of 541 amino acids. The transcript has 13 exons. Lineage: Eukaryota; Metazoa; Chordata; Aves; Anseriformes; Anatidae. Gene Ontology annotation, molecular function: kinase activity. The record is from RefSeq and is a predicted model, not a curated record.